Molecule: messenger RNA, 498 nt
Organism: Dentiscutata heterogama
Lineage: Eukaryota; Fungi; Glomeromycota; Glomeromycetes; Diversisporales; Gigasporaceae
Source: the annotation of a GenBank genome assembly
AUGCAAAGCUUCUUAUCAAUGCCUAAUUUCAACAAAACUUUUUUCUUUAAAGAGCCUCAAACUCUUUAUGAGAAAUUUAGUAAUGCAUUCGCAUAUUAUAAACAAGUAUCUCUUUGUAACUCACACCCAAAUCGUCAACAACUCAUGAAGGAUUGUAACCUGGCCUGGAAACAAAUCAAAAAAGAAAAUAAAAUAGUAAUUGAUGAAAAAAUACGUUCAUAUUUUAAUUCAAUUCCUUCACACAUUUAUUGCCAUCAAUCAAAAUUUACCUUAUGCAAUAUGAAUAAUUCUAGUAGCUCUUUUUUACCAAAUAAUACUUUAUUGAUUCAUGCGUCUCUACAACGUGAAGAUAAAUUGCCCAAAAAUGCCGAAAUGCAAUUAAAAAAGCUAAAAAGACAUGCCCAAGCCCAAGCAAGGCUCGAAGAAAAAAAAGCAAAAAUGCUUGAAGAAGGUAUUGUAGAAAAUAUGAUAAACCUGAAAGGCCAUCAGCAGCAAUGA